Molecule: messenger RNA, 3202 nt
Organism: Lolium rigidum
Lineage: Eukaryota; Viridiplantae; Streptophyta; Magnoliopsida; Poales; Poaceae
Product: disease resistance protein RPM1-like
Exons: 1
Coding region: 407-3181 (924 amino acids)
Biological process (GO): defense response to other organism
Molecular function (GO): ADP binding
Source: RefSeq, a predicted model, not a curated record
ACCUGGUAUGUUCGACAUAAAGCCCAGACCAAGAAAACGGGUCACAGUACUAGAGUACCAUGAGCCACACUCAUGAAGCAUAUCCAGUAUCUUUUGCGAGUUCUAUUUAAAUGUUAUACAUAUUCCUGGAUAUUCAAGGCCACACAUCAGCUGGAAAAAGGUGGUACGGUUGGAAAUAGCAACCAAGGACAAGUGGACAAGAGCUCGAGACGCUACAAGUAAACUGUUGACCGUCUUUGUGGUGAAUCUUCUUGCAAAGAUAAAAGAUCCCAUUUCCGAGGUCUUGAACAGGCCAAGGGUGGUGGUGUGCUACUGCUCGAUUACUAAAUCCAAGCUUCCUUUAGCCAAGGAUGGUACACAAGCAGAUCCUUCAAGCAAAGGUUCCUAUAGCUCCAUCUACACAACCAUGUUAGAGGGUCUAAUCUGGUUGCUAAUCCUGAAGCUUGGGGAUGCCCUGGCAAAUGAAGCAGCUGAGCUAGCGAAGUCGUUCGUCGUCUACGAAGCAUCUGCUCUGCGAGACCUAUUUGGUGAAAUAAGGAAAAUGAAGGAGGAGUUGGAGAGCAUGCAAGCCUUCUUCCGAACUGCUGAGCGGUUCAAGGAUGCGGAUGAGACUACCGUUGCAUUCGUGAAUCAAAUCAGGGGUCUUGCCUUCAAUAUCGAGGAUGUUAUUGAUGAGUUCACCUACAAGUUGGGGGAAGAUCGCGAGGGGAUGUUUCUGUUGAAAGCAAUUAGGAGGGUCAGGCAAAUCAAGACAUGGUACCGGCUAGCCAACUAUUUGCGCGAUAUCAAAGCCGACCUCAAGCGUGCCGCAGAGAGAAGGCGCAGAUAUGACCUGAAGGGUGUUGAAAGGGACGCAAAACUGACAAGAGUAGGCAGCUCAAAUACAAGACCUACAGAGUCUGUACAUUUUAAAAGGGAAGAUGAUCUUGUGGGGAUCGCGGAGAAUAGAAACUUGCUGAUGAAAUGGAUGAAAGAUGAAGAGCAGCAACACAUGAUAAUCACUGUUUGGGGCAUGGGAGGUGUUGGUAAGACAACACUUGCUGCCCACGUUUACAACGCCAUCAAGACUGACUUUGACACUUGUGCUUGGAUCACUGUGUCUCAUAGUUAUGAAGCUGAGGAUUUGCUAAAACAGAUUGUUGAAGAGUUCCGGAAGAAUGACAGGAAGAAGGAAUUUCCAAAGGAUGUUGAUGUCACAGAUUACAGAAGUCUCGUGGAGACAAUCCGACGUUACCUAGAGAAGAAAAGGUAUGUUCUUGUUUUAGAUGAUGUUUGGAGUGUGAAUGUUUGGUUUGACAGCAAAGAUGCAUUUUUCGGGGGCAAACUUGGUCGGAUAAUUUUCACAUCAAGGAUAUAUGAGGUUGCACUGCUUGCUUCCGAAGCCCAAAUAAUUAACUUGCAACCCUUGCAAAAUCACUAUGCAUGGGAUCUGUUUUGUAAAGAGGCAUUUUGGAAGAAUGAAAAUAGCGAUUGUCCGCCAGAAUUGCACUAUUGGGCGCACAAGUUUGUAGAGAAAUGCAAUGGCUUGCCAAUUGCUAUUGUGUGCAUUGGGCGCCUCCUGUCAUUCAAGAGCGCAACAUUUUUGGAAUGGGAGAAUGUAUACAGAACUCUUGAGAUGAAAUUUACAAACAAUUUCAUCCUGGAUAUGAACAUAAUCUUGAAGGUUAGUUUGGAAGACCUGCCACACAACAUGAAAAACUGUUUUCUUUACUGCUGCAUGUUCCCAGAGAAUCAUGUGAUGCAAAGGAAGUGGCUAGUACGGCUCUGGGUUGCAGAAGGAUUUAUUGAAGCGAGUGAGCAUAAGACACUGGAGGAGGUUGCAGAAGAUUACUUGACCGAGCUCAUCAACCGAUGUCUGUUACUGGAGGUUAAGAGGAAUGAAUCAGGGUAUGUUGAUGAUUUCCAAAUGCAUGAUAUCCUUCGGGUAUUAGCCCUUUCUAAGGCACGCGAAGAGAACUUUUGCAUUGUCCUUGAUUACUCAAGGACUCAUCUUAUUGGGAAAGCACGCCGUUUAUCAAUUCAAAGAGGGGAUAUUGCGCACCUUGCAGAAUCUGUGCCGCAUCUCCGUUCCUUGCUUGUUUUCCAAAAUUCGCUAACUUUCGGCUCACUUCGUUCAUUCUCAAGGUCUGUUAAGCUGAUGUCUGUAUUGAAUCUGCAAGAUAGUUCAAUUGAGGGUCUGCCAAAUGAGGUGUUUGACUUGUUCAAUCUGCGUUAUCUGGGUCUUAGGCGAACUAAAAUUGCAAAUCUCUCACGGCAUAUUGGAAGGCUACAGAAUCUGCUUGUUUUGGAUGCUUGGAAAAGCAAAAUUACCAACCUACCUGUCGAAAUUACAAGGCUCUGUAAGUUGACACAUCUUAUUGUCACUAUGAAACCAUUGAUACCGUCUAUGCAAUAUGUUCCUUCUAUUGGUGUACCAGCACCUAUUAGUGGUAUGUGUUCUUUGGCAAGUCUGCAGACAUUAUUGUUCGUGGAAUCUAGUUCUGAAAUGGUCAAUUACCUUGGUGCUCUAGUUCUGUUGAGAUCAUUCGGCAUCAGUAAAGUUCAAGGUCGCCACUGUGAAAAGCUGUUCAUAGCUAUUACCAAUAUGGUUCAUCUAACCCGGCUUGGGAUCCAUGCAUAUGAUGAUGAGGAAGUUCUGCAACUCGAUGCACUCAAUCCACCUCCAUUACUUCAGAAGAUUUUCUUGCAAGGGACAUUAGAUAAAGAAUCAUUACCUCGAUUUUUCUUAUCAAUCAGUACACUGAAAAGCCUCUCCAUUCUACGACUAGUCUGGUCAAAACUUCAGGAAGAUAUGUUCUGUUAUCUUGAGGAAUUACAUCAGUUGGUAAAACUUCAACUCUAUGAUGCAUUUGAUGGCAAUAAGAUAAACUUCCGAGCAAUGUCAUUCCAGAAACUUCGAGUACUAAAAAUCUGGGGAGCUCCACAUCUCAGGCAGAUGACGAUAGAAAGAGGGGCACUGCCCAGUUUGGUUGAUUUGAAGCUCCUACUCUGUCCAGAGUUGAAGUUGUUGCCAGGUGGCAUUGAACACGUGAGCACUCUCGAAGAGCUAACUUUGAAUUCUACAGCAGAAGAGCUUGUGCAAAGGGUUCGACAGAAGAGAGAGGAGAGCAUAUCACAUGUUCAGAGAGUUUACGUCGGUUUCGUCAGGAACGGCGAGCUUGCUGCAGAGAGGAUUCAGUAAAUGCAGUUACAUCCAGACUAU